AUGUAAAUUUACAAGCCAAUAAUCUCUAUAGUCAUAAUUAACCAUGUACUGGUUAGUAAUUCCCCAUUUUUGUUGGAGAUGGAUAAUAUUGCUUUCGGAGGAUUAGGUUACUACGAUUCAGAAAAUAUCAAUAAACCACUUUUAGGAUUUUAUAAUUACGUGAACAAGCAAGUUUCUUGGCUUUACUAUUACUAAGGUACAACAAUGGAUCGUGUCGUAGCUAUUAAAUUUGAUAAUGAUUAGUUGUACUUUUAUGCUGCUACAAAAAUCAAUUACAAAUUACUUAGAAUUGAAGUAAACUCGGGUAAUGUUGUCCAGUCUUGGCAAGUUAAUUACGGAUAAUCUGAUCUUAUUUAUUUUAACACGUUAAUAAUUGACAAGAGAAAUCAACCAAUUGUUGGAUUAUGUGGAUGGGAUCUUAUCUAGGGCUGUAGUUACAAAAUUAUUUCUUAUAGCUUGAAUCCAAGAGACAUUAACUGGAGCACAAACUCAGCUCUAAACUCAAAUCCAAGAUCAUUCUCCUACGAUUCUGUCAAUGAUUUGCUUUAUGUAGCUGGGCAUGAAAUGUACGCUUCAAUAAAUGACUAUUUAUUUAUUUUCAAAAAAAAUGCUUUGACUGGCUAAAAUAUAAAAUUAGUGGUAUGGAAGAUUACAGGCUCUUAAAAAAAGCUUGAUAUAAAGUUACUAAAUGUUUAAGGAUAAACUGCGGUUGGUUGUCUAGCAUUGCAAUCCCCAGGUUCAUAUUUUGGAUUUAUUGCAUAUGAUUUUGACUCAGAGCAUGAGAAUAUUAGAACAGUUACUCAGACUGGAUCAGUAUUUGAUUGUGUGGGUAUUUAUUUCUUGACAGAUAUAUUCAUGCUCUACACUGAAUUCAAAAGUGGAGUAAAUAUACUUUGGUAUGCUUCUUCAGGAAUAUUUAUAACAGCUGGAAAUUUGUUAAGUAGUGGUACAAAGACUUUAGGCUUUUUUUAGUCAAACGAUGAUACCAUUAGUUGCUAUAGUUUUAAAUUUACUGAUUCAAGUCAAACUUAAACUAUUAAUCUAAAUGCUUAAUCUCUAACAAAAUACACUACUACAUCAGAAUCAUCAGGGUUAUUGAUAUACUAUGCAACUAAUCCAAUUACAAAAAUCCAAGUCAACUUGAACCAAGUUACUACUUCUUUAUGCAAGACUAACGAUCCAUUUACACUAUAACUAAAUUCUAACUUACCUUCAGAAUAUGUAGGUUCAGGUUGCCCUUUAUUGGCGGAUUUCAGCUAUGACCUCUGGGAUUCAAUCACAGAUUUAGAGUUUAAUCAUUUUUAAAGUCAAGUUUUCGAUAAGAGUAGAUUUAGAUUAACCAUUUAGACAUUAGCGAUUCAAGAAGGAAUCUAUGAUAUUAAGCUUAGAAUGCUUUACAGUACAGGAGUUGAAAUAUUACCUCAGUACAGUUUUAAAAUAGUAAUAACAUCAGAUCCUUGCGGUGCCUAAACAUUAGUACACAGCUAAUAAUUACCAUCUGUUGUGCUAUAUCAAAUAAAUAAGACAGGAGAUAUGAUUAUUUAGUAUGAAAAGUUCAUCAGAUCACCAGUAUAAUGCACAGAGAUUAUUAGCUACAGUCUAAAAUUAGAGGGAUUAGCCUUAUUACCUAGCUUUAUAGUUUACAAUUCUAUAAAUAUGUAAUUGAAGGUAUUUAGUAUUGACAAUAAAGAUUCAGGAAUUUACAAGGUAGAUUUAACAGGAACUUUGAAAACCACUUUAGGUUACCAAGUUUAACAUACACUAUCUUUUCAGCUUUAAAUGGUUGCUGAUAUUACGAUUACAUCAUUACUAUCAAACUUACCAAAGAAUGCCUUAGCAACCAACUUUUUGUAAACUUAGGUUAAAUAGACUGUGUUAAAUUAAUACAUUGAUUCCAAUAUUAAAGAAGUCAUAAAUGAUAGCACCCCGCCUAACUUUAAUAUAAAUCCUAUGAAAUCUGAAGAUGUUGGAAAUAUGAAAAUCAGGAUUGAAUACACGAAAAAUCAAUUAGACUGCAUUCUAUAAGUAGAGUAUUCUGAAAUCAGAGUGACUGUUAUAGAUAAACUUGCCCCAUUAAUGAACUAUAAUAUUUCAGAAGUAAAUUAAACUUAAAAUGAAGGGUAAAGCUACAUCACUAAAGAUAAAGCAAUCUAAGCUAAAAUCUAAUAGAUUACUAAAACAGGUAUCUUAUAGAUAAAGUUUUCUAAAGAGAUGAAUAUCCCUCAAAAUUACUAGCAAACAAUCAAUAGUUAAGUAAUUUAAAUUUAGUAUACUAGUAACAAUGGUAGAGGUGAAUUACUAGCAGGUUGGGUAGCGCUAGAUGAUCUAAAUUUGAAGUUCAUAACUAAUGCAUAUUUUUAAUCCAAAGAUGGAAAGUAUUUGCUCUAAAAAGGGGUAACAUUGAAAACCAAAAUACCAAGACAAUAUUCUAAUUCUCUUGAGAUGUAGCAGCUGUAGACUGUUGCAGAUAUAGCAAAGUCAACGAUAAAUACAAUUGUAGCAUCAAAUCUCGCACUGCAAAUAAUGACAGGAAUUUCAAUGCAGCAAGUCUGGGAUCUUGUCAAUAUUUUCUAGCUAAUCAUACAUAUGGAUAGACUUAAGUUGAACAUAGAUACUCCAGAAAUAUCUGUAAUUGAAACUGGCUUUGAAGAGAGUGGGUAUGAUGGAUUGAAUGUGAUAAAAAAUGUUAUUGGGAUACUUGCAAUAUAUCUUGGAUUUCUUGCUGCUUAUGAGGACUCAUCCAGUCUUACUUAGUGUAUCUGA
Stylonychia lemnae is the source of this 2763-nucleotide messenger RNA. NCBI's taxonomy places the organism in Eukaryota, Ciliophora, Spirotrichea, Sporadotrichida, Oxytrichidae. The record is from the annotation of a GenBank genome assembly.